Nipponia nippon (crested ibis) is the source of this 1349-nucleotide messenger RNA. NCBI's taxonomy places the organism in Eukaryota, Metazoa, Chordata, Aves, Pelecaniformes, Threskiornithidae. The record is from RefSeq and is a predicted model, not a curated record.
AUGCCAUUGGUGGUUCCAGCUGUCGGUCACCGCUGCUGCGGCCGGUGGUUAGCUAGCGGGGAGGAGGGGGUGGUUUCCGGGGGCGGGGAAACUAUAUUAGGGGCGGACAAAGGCGGCGGCGAGGCCGGUCAGCUCGCCGCCCUUUUGAGCAGCCGGGGAUUUAAAGCAAACCUCUCUCUCCUGAGGCGACCCGGGGAGAAGACCUAUACUCAGCGUUGCCGCUUGUUUGUUGGGAAUUUGCCUGCUGAUAUAACAGACGAAGACUUUAAAAGACUGUUCGCCAAAUAUGGGGAGCCAGGAGAGGUUUUUAUCAACAAGGGGAAAGGCUUUGGAUUCAUUAAAUUGGAAUCUAGAGCUCUUGCAGAAAUUGCGAAGGCAGAACUGGAUGAUACCCCCAUGAGGGGUCGCCAGCUUCGUGUUCGGUUUGCCACACAUGCUGCUGCUCUUUCAGUGCGUAAUCUUUCGCCCUAUGUGUCCAACGAGUUGCUGGAGGAAGCUUUUUCCCAGUUUGGUCCAGUGGAAAGAGCUGUUGUGAUUGUAGAUGAUCGAGGUAGAUCAACAGGAAAAGGCAUUGUUGAAUUUGCAUCAAAGCCAGCUGCAAGAAAAGCAUUUGAACGGUGUACUGAAGGAGUGUUUUUGUUGACAACCACUCCUAGGCCAGUUAUUGUGGAACCAUUGGAACAACUGGAUGAUGAAGAUGGUCUUCCAGAAAAGCUUGCUCAGAAGAAUCCGAUGUAUCAAAAAGAGACUCCGCCCCGUUUUGCUCAGCCUGGCAGUUUUGAAUUUGAAUAUUCCCAGAGGUGGAAGUCUUUAGAUGAAAUGGAAAAACAGCAGAGAGAGCAAGUGGCAAAAAACAUGAAAGAUGCCAAGGACAAACUUGAAAGCGAGAUGGAAGAUGCUUAUCACGAGCAUCAGGCAAACCUCUUGCGUCAAGAUCUUAUGAGGCGUCAGGAAGAGCUGAGACGUAUGGAAGAACUCCAUAAUCAAGAAAUGCAGAAACGCAAGGAAAUUCAACUGAGGCAGGAGGAGGAGCGUCGCAGGCGGGAAGAGGAAAUGAUGAUACGUCAGCGGGAGAUGGAAGAACAAAUGAGAAGACAGAGGGAAGAGAAUUAUAGUAGAAUGGGUUACAUGGAUCCAAGGGAGAGAGACAUGAGAAUGGGUGGUGCCACCACAAUGAACAUGGGAGAUCCUUAUGCUUCUGCAGCCCAGAAAUUCCCACCUCUUGGAGGUGGUGGCGGCAUAGGUUAUGAAGCUAAUCCAGGAGUUGGCCAAGCAGCCAUGAGUGGUUCUAUGAUGGGAAGUGACAUGGUGAAGAUGAAAGCUGAGUGAAACCGGAGUGCUCAUCCAUG